Messenger RNA from Aphanomyces invadans, 582 nucleotides. RefSeq lists its product as hypothetical. The coding region runs from base 1 to 582 and encodes 193 amino acids. Gene Ontology annotation, biological process: peptidyl-L-cysteine S-palmitoylation; protein targeting to membrane. The record is from RefSeq and is a predicted model, not a curated record. Gene Ontology annotation, cellular component: endoplasmic reticulum; Golgi apparatus. Lineage: Eukaryota; Oomycota; Saprolegniomycetes; Saprolegniales; Verrucalvaceae. The transcript has 3 exons. Gene Ontology annotation, molecular function: protein-cysteine S-palmitoyltransferase activity.
AUGUCGAACGAGAGUGUGUCUGCCGAGCACGAAACCAUCGAGAUACGUGAGAAGCGCAAGCCUCUCUUCUGCACCAAGUUUGGACAGACGCGAUUUCUGUGUCAGCGAAGUGCAACUGCGAUCUACUUUCCCAAUGUGCUUCACGUCGGUCCAAACAUGGGAUGCAUGUUGAUCACCUACUCCAUCGUCGUUGCCCCCACUCUGAUCUUCAUUUUCGCGACUGGUUUGGCGUCAUGGGUGUCGGUCCUCCUCGUCGUCUCCAUCGCCCUCACAUUUCUGUCGUUCUCGAUGGUGGCUUGCAGCGACCCAGGGGUGGUCCGUGAGCACUACGUGAAUGCGACCGGCGAACCUGCUGGUAUUCUUUGUGCACAUUGUCAGAUUCGCCGACCGCACAACGCGAUCCACUGCUACGAGUGUGAAGUGUGCAUCGACGGGAUGGACCACCAUUGUCCAUGGACCGGUAAAUGCAUCGGCAAGAAGACGCUGUACUGGUUCUACCUAUUUCUUUGGAUGAUCUGCAUCCACAUCACGUUUGGCAUUGGCACGGUCGUGUAUUAUUGCAUUGGAGGUCGCUCGCCGUAA